Molecule: messenger RNA, 692 nt
Organism: Cynara cardunculus var. scolymus (artichoke)
Lineage: Eukaryota; Viridiplantae; Streptophyta; Magnoliopsida; Asterales; Asteraceae
Product: putative 12-oxophytodienoate reductase 11
Exons: 5
Molecular function (GO): oxidoreductase activity; FMN binding
Source: RefSeq, a predicted model, not a curated record
GUUUGUCUACGAUUGCUUGCUCUCCGCGGUGUAUUCACCAAAGUCGGCAUCUAUAAGAACAAMCCACCCACUUCACGUGCUCUUCUCAAUCAAGGUUAAAAAUGGCCGCUAAACAAGGAGAAAAACAAGUCCAAGAAGAUGGGAAAACCCCCCUUCUCACCCCCURCAAAAUGGGAAAUUUUGAACUUUCUCACAGAGUUGUUUUGGCACCUCUAACAAGGCAAAGAUCAUGGGGCAAUGUCCCUCAACCRCAUGCUAUCUUAUAUUAUUCACAAAGAACAACCAAAGGAGGCCUUCUUAUUGCAGAAGCCACUKGUGUUUCAGAUACUGCCCAAGGGUAUCCCGACACGCCAGGCAUAUGGACAAAGGAACAAGUCAUGGCAUGGAAACCGAUUGUGGAUGCGGUUCAUGCAAAAGGUGGGAUCUUUUUCUGUCAAAUUUGGCAUGCUGGAAGGGUUUCAAAUACCGGUUUUCAACCAAACGGGCAAGCCCCGAUAUCUUCCUCAGACAAAGGAUUAACACCUAAAUUAAGAAGCAAUGGCAUUGAUGUUGCAGAAUUUUCAACUCCAAGGAAACUAACAACAGAGGAGAUUCCUCUUGUUGUUAAUGAUUUUAGACUUGCUGCAAGAAAUGCAAUUGAAGCUGGUUUUGAUGGAGUUGAGAUCCAUGGCGCUCAUGGUUAUUUAAUCGAU